Malania oleifera is the source of this 2465-nucleotide messenger RNA. RefSeq names its product mogroside IE synthase-like. NCBI's taxonomy places the organism in Eukaryota, Viridiplantae, Streptophyta, Magnoliopsida, Santalales, Ximeniaceae. The transcript is spliced from 2 exons. Bases 852 to 2318 code for a protein of 488 amino acids. Gene Ontology annotation, molecular function: UDP-glycosyltransferase activity. The record is from RefSeq and is a predicted model, not a curated record.
AGACACAGGAUCAAAUUCCCUUCUAUCAUGUUGCCUCGUCGAAGCUGCGCUAGCUGUUGGCUUUUCUUUUUUUUUUUUUUUUCGGAUUUUUGGGCAUAUUUUCCAGUUCUUUUACCUUGCUAUUUCUUUUCUAAGUCAACGUUCUUAAUGCUCAUACCUAAUCAGCAGCAUGGAGGAAGUGGAACUGUAGAUAUAAUUACAUUUCUAUCUUUUCAUUCCCGUGUCUCGAUUUUUCUGCUCCUUCUUCUCUAAACCCUAACUGCGUCGAUCGAAGCUCCUCCCAUCCGUUCAUCCCUCCCCAGCCUGUCUCUCGAUCCCGUCGCUCUCCCUGCUUCCACAGGUCAGUAGUUUCUCUUUUCUCUCCCUCACUGACCACGGAUUCGAUUUUUCGAGUUUCUUUGUUUGGUUCGCGCGCUGCGUGAGGUGCUGUUUUGAUAUUCUUUGUUUUUUUUGGGUGGUUUAGGCAUAUGCUUUGGCAUUUGUUGUUCUUGCAAUCCUUUUAUUCCGGGGGAAAAACGGAGUUUGGUGGAUCCGGAGCAAUCCGUGCUUCUUUGAUUUGUGGUGUGGUAUUGGUUGCAUUUGUUCCUCUAGGAGAAUAUUGAGUUGUUUCGGCAGUUUGUCGAGCGAGAAUGAGUACAGAAUUAAUGUGGAGGUGAUAAGGCUUUGCUUGACGGUUGAAACUGUAUUUGAUCAUAGGUGUAUGAUCGAUCAUUUGUGUGUGUGAAACUUUUCACUCAAUUUGAACUGGAUUCUUUAGAUGAUCAUAAUCUAAAUGCAUGAUUGUUCUUCUUUGAAGUUCAAUUUCACCAAUUUCCAUUUUCUUUGAAGUUCCACUGAUUUAUAAACUAGUUAUGAUCCAGAAUUCCUCAACCUGCUUCCUCGAGGAUUCCUGCAACCAAUCCAUUCAAUCAAACAUUGUGACUGUGAUGACUGAUUCAGCUAUGGAGGGAGAAGGAAUGGCUAGGGGAGCCCAUAUUCUAGUCAUCCCUUACCCAAUACAAGGCCACAUCAAUCCAAUGCUCCAAUUCUCCAAGCGCCUAGCCUCCAAAGGCCUCCAAGUCACACUAGUUACGACCAUCGCCAUUAGCAAAUCAAUGCAAAUCCUACCCAACAAGGUUAACAUUGAGCUAAUUUCGGAUGGCUAUGACAAAGGUGAGAAAGCAAGCCUCGAAUACCAUUUGGAAAGCUUUAAAACCGUAGUUUCGCAAUCCUUGGCUGAGCUCAUAAAGAAAAAAAACAUCUCCAAGAAACCAGCUAAGUUUCUUAUUUAUGAUUCCAUCAUGCCAUGGGCUCUAGACAUAGCUCAAGAGCUCGGGUUAGGGGGAGCACCAUUCUUCACCCACUCGAGCUCAGUUGCAGCCAUAUACUACCAUGCAAGUCACGGAACACUGAAGCUUCCUUUGGAAGGGCCUGUAAUAUCCAUACCUUCAAUGCUGAUGUUGGAGGUCACUGAUUUUCCAUCUUUUGUUUCGGAUGUGAGCUCGUACCCAACUCUGUUGAAACUUGCCCUGAACCGAUUCUCAAACUUUGAGAAAGCAAAGUGGCUUUUGUUCAACACUUUUGACCAGUUGGAAGACGAGGUAUUGAGCUGGAUGAGAAGCCAGUGGCCAGUGAAGGCAGUAGGGCCAAUCAUCCCAUCAAUGUACUUGGACAAGAGACUGGAGGAUGACAGAGACUACGGCCUCAGCCUCUUCAAGCCAAACCUGGAUGCCUGCCAGACUUGGCUGGACCAGAAGGAAGCAGCCUCUGUUGUUUAUGUUUCAUUUGGAAGCUUAGCUUCCCUGGGAGAGGAGCAGAUGGAGGAAAUAUCACAGGGCCUGAAGAGAUGCAACGCCCACUUCAUUUGGGUGGUGAGGGAAUCAGAACAGCAGAAGCUUCCCACCAACUUCAUUGAGGAAACUACAGAGAUGGGGUUGGUGGUGAUCUGGUGCAAUCAGCUUCAAGUACUUGCUCAUCAGGCGGUGGGGUGCUUCUUCACCCACUGCGGAUGGAACUCAACACUGGAAGCCCUCAGCCUAGGGGUGCCUAUGGUGGCAAUGCCGCAGUGGACAGAUCAGACAACGAAUUCUAAGUUCAUUGCUGAUGUGUGGAAAGUAGGGUUGCGGGUUAAGAAGGACGAGAGUGGGAUUGUUCGUAGGGAGGAAAUCGCGCUGUGCAUAAGGGAAAUAAUGGAAGGAGAGAGGGGAAAUGAGAUGAGGAAGACUGCUCUCAGGUGGAAAGAACUUGCCAAAGAGGCUGUGGAUGAAGGAGGGAGUUCUAAUAAGAACAUUGAGGAAUUUGUUGCAGAACUUGCAGAAGUUGAGGGAGAUGCAUCAUGAGAGACAAUCUCCCACCAAUGAUAAGAAUUUGCCUGUUGGAUUUCUGUAUUUUGUUUUAUCAUACAAUAAUUAACCCACAAACAUUUCAUGCAUCAAAAUCUCAUGACAAAACAAUAAAUUGCAACUAGAGCAGGCAUAAGUUUCCCA